Messenger RNA from Tauraco erythrolophus (red-crested turaco), 1133 nucleotides. The record is from RefSeq and is a predicted model, not a curated record. Lineage: Eukaryota; Metazoa; Chordata; Aves; Musophagiformes; Musophagidae.
AUGCGGCUGUCCAGUUUCUGGAGCGUGUUGGCACUGACCUGGGCUUGGCCUGCCAGAAAGUGGAGGUAUGCCAGGGCCACGUGGUGCUGAUCCUGACCUGGCAGGGUACCAACCCUCGCCUGCGCUCCAUCCUUCUCAACUCCCACACCGACGUUGUGCCUGUCUUCGAGGAGCACUGGACCUACCCACCCUUUGAGGCUGUUAAGGACUCACAAGGCAACAUCUAUGCCCGGGGUGCCCAGGACAUGAAGUGUGUCUCCAUCCAGUACCUCGAGGCUGUCCGGAGGCUGAAGGCCGAGGGAAAGUGUUUUGCCCGCACCAUCCACCUCACCUUUGUGCCUGAUGAGGAGGUGGGCGGACACAAGGGCAUGGAGAUGUUCGUGCAGCGCCCCGAGUUCCGAGCGCUCAAUGUGGGCUUCGCCCUGGAUGAGGGCCUGGCCAGCCCGUCUGAUACCUUCAGCGUCUUCUAUGGCGAGAAGAGCCCAUGGUGGAUAAAGGUGAAGUGCGCGGGUAGCCCCGGGCACGGGUCCCGCUUCAUCAGCAACACAGCGGCCGAGAAGAUGCACAAAGUCAUCAACUCCUUCCUGGCCUUCAGGGAGAGCGAGAAGCAGAGGCUGAAGUCCGACUCGAGCCUGACCCUGGGGGACGUCACCUCGCUCAACAUGACCAUGCUGGAGGGGGGCGUCUCCUUCAACGUGGUGCCCUCCGAGAUGGCAGCCGGCUUCGAUGUCCGCAUCCCACCCACUGUGGACCUGAAGGCCUUUGAGGAGCAAGUGGCUGCGUGGUGCCAGGGUGCCGGGGACGGCGUCACCUAUGAGUUUCACCAGAAAUGCAUGGACCAACACAUCACCUCCACCGAAGAGUCGGACCCGUGGUGGAAAGCCUUCAGCGGAGUCUGCAGGGACAUGGGACUGCAGCUCAAGCUCGAGAUCUUCUCUGCUGCCACUGACAGUCGCUACAUCCGAGCGGCAGGACACCCCGCUAUCGGCUUCUCACCCAUGAACCGCACCCCAGUGCUGCUCCACGACCACAACGAGUUCCUCAACGAGCAAGUCUUCCUGCAGGGCAUCGACAUCUAUGCCCGCCUCCUGCCCGCCCUAGCAUCGGUGCCACCACUGCCCGCUGAGGGCUGA